CCGUAUUAUUAGGUGUUCGGGUUUUCGGGUUUCGGUUUUGCUUUAACCGAAUGUUAGAAACAAAGUUUCUAACGAGUUCGGAUUGGGGAAAUUAGCUAGAUCAAUUAGGGAUUGAUCUAACUAGGGAUUGGGAUUUGGGGGAAUUUGUAGAACAAGGAGAGGGGAAGAGGCUGCUGCUGCGGCAGCUAUAGGUGUCAAUCUGGCGGGUUCGGGUCGGGUUCAGUCGGGUUGCGGGUCAAGUGGGUUAGGGUUGAUCGGGUUGCGGGUUGAUCGGGUUUGUGUUGAUCGGGUUGUGGAUCAGUCGGGUUACGGGUUGAUCGGGUUGCGGAUCAAUCGGGUUUGGGUUGAUCGGAUUGCGGGUUACCACAGGUCGGGUUGCGGGUUGUUCCACACCAUCGAGUUUUUUUAUAAUUAGUUAUUACAAUAUUUUUUUUUUGAGGGAGUUAUUACACUAAUUUAAAACAAACUCACCGAUCACCAUAUUGCAAUGAAUAAAACAUGAAUGUACAUUAUUAAACCAACAGAGGUCAUCAGCUGGUUUUUUUAAUAAUGAAUCAUUUUCACACAAUUAAACAAUCUAUUGCAGGAUGGAGGACAUCGACGCCGACAAGGACGGUUUCAUCAACCUGGAGGAGUUCGCGCAGCUCUGCCGCUCGUCCUCGGCCGCCGCCGAGGAGCUCCGCGAGGCCUUCGACCUGUACGACGAGAACAAGGACGGGCGCAUCUCCGGGUCCGAGCUCCACCAGGUGCUCAACCGCCUCGGGAUGAAGUGCUCCAUGGAGGAGUGCUCCAGGAUGAUCAAGGGCGUCGAUUUCGACGGCGACGGAUGCGUCAAUUUCCAGGAGUUCGAGAAGAUGAUGGCCACCGCCAACGGUUCCGCCGCUGCCAACUAGCGCUCCCCCCCUCACCGCUCGAAUUGGAAGUUCCCCGCCGCCGGUCACGAUCCCUUUGCUUAUCUCUCUCUGACUGAUACUACAAGGAGGGACUACAUAUCUGAGGCUCUUCCCUUUAGAAUUAGAGGUUGCGAAGGAGGAGGCAAGCUCCAUAAGCAACAUCAUUGCUCAGGCCACAAAUACCUGCUGUGUAAGUUUUGGGAUCAAAAUGGUCGCCCCGAAUUUCUGAGAGGUAUGAUACCCGGGUAUAGUAAAACCUUGAGCGGUCGGUAGUUUCGUGGAUCGUCGUUCCGGCGAUGGGGGUCGUCAUUGAUGAAAUCGCCGGCGAGUCAAGCCAUUGAUGAAGACCGCGCUGAAUUUGCGUCACCGCUCCCGUAUAAGGUAAUUACGUUAAAGGUAAGUUUCCGAAACAGAAAAUUUUUGAAUUAAUUUAAUUCCUUUCU
Messenger RNA from Linum trigynum, 1336 nucleotides. The record is from the annotation of a GenBank genome assembly. Lineage: Eukaryota; Viridiplantae; Streptophyta; Magnoliopsida; Malpighiales; Linaceae.